Molecule: messenger RNA, 1090 nt
Organism: Homalodisca vitripennis (glassy-winged sharpshooter)
Lineage: Eukaryota; Metazoa; Arthropoda; Insecta; Hemiptera; Cicadellidae
Exons: 10
Coding region: 189-854 (221 amino acids)
Source: RefSeq, a predicted model, not a curated record
ACUUGACCAUCUAUUGAUUGUUGUAGGGAAACAAGACCUACACUACAUGGUUAUCAGACAAGACAUGGGGUGUUUUUGAUGUGUUUGGUGCAAGGGUAAAUCUAAAUUUCCAGUAACCAUGGACUAAACAUUCACACAUUUACAUAUCAUACUUCCUAUCAAAUUUUGUCAUGUUUUAAUAGUUUAAAAUGGAUUAUAAAGAUGUUGUGUUCGGCUUUUCACUGUUCAUUGCUUAUACUGUAACAAUUUUAACCUAUGCAGCUAUUGGAAAUAUACUUGCCGGUCAUAAGAUUACAAAAGUAAAUGAUUUCAUCAAUCCAGUAAACAAGGAAUUCAGGGGACACUAUGGAACUGCAAGAAAACCAAAUUUAUUCUUUUUGUUGUUUUAUUUACUAUUUUUUAUUGCAUUAAUUGGAUCUACAACACAGAUCAUGAAACUCCGAACCAUCUUCAGGGACUGGAUUGAUCGAGUGACUGGCAGCAGGGAGGAAGAAGUUCCUGUAGUUCGACUACGUCCUGCUCCAGCAACUGCUGAUCAAACUCAUUACGGAGCUGCGAAGCGGCGGAAGGGCAUGGGCGCGUGGGAAGAUGAAAUAGUAGAUUUAGAAGAAAUGCAGAAGCAGCGCCCUCCUGAGACAAAACCAAAGGCCCCUGAGACUAGUCCAUCUUCCGUAUCCUUGGGUUCAGAGUCAUCCAAAACCAAGGUUAAAGGAGCUCGUUCAAGGUCUGGUGGGAAAAAAGGAGGUUCCAGACAGAAAGAUACUGCUGCCUCUGGGAUACCUACAUCUAACCGAUUUGAGGUCCUUAGUGAUUUGGAUGAAGACGGCCAACAAAAGACAAAGUCCCCAACGUGAUGCGGGCUUCGGUGGAGCCGAGAAUUCAAGUUAUUCCGCCACUUCCAAGACUGUCCACCAGAGAAGACACAAGUGAAAAGUUGAACAGAAUCCUUAAUAAAUUUGAAGCAAUGGAGUCUGAUGAAAAACUGGGACCUCAAAAAAAAGCUACAAAAUAAAUAAAUUAUCAAGUGUAGUAUUAAUUUGAAAAGUAAAUAAAAUUUGGCUCAAGAUAAUAAAAUUUAUUACGAAUUGAA